Tarenaya hassleriana is the source of this 604-nucleotide messenger RNA. RefSeq names its product protein PIN-LIKES 3-like. The coding region runs from base 227 to 517 and encodes 96 amino acids. Lineage: Eukaryota; Viridiplantae; Streptophyta; Magnoliopsida; Brassicales; Cleomaceae. The record is from RefSeq and is a predicted model, not a curated record. The transcript is spliced from 4 exons.
UUCACCCUCUUGACAUAUUGAAGAUAUCGCCUAUCAGAUGCUUUGGUAGGAUAUCUGUUGCCAAUUGUUCGUUCCAGAUUAUAUAGUCUACGAAUGGUCUGAACCCAACAGGGAACUUGAGGAAUCUGCUUCUCAUCAUUAUUCCGGCGAUCUGUAAGGAAAAAGUAGUCCAUUUGGGGAUCCCGAGUCAUGCGAGAAAUAUGGGCUGGGUUAUGUCUCACUCUCAAUGGCUAUCGGAGCCGUUUACAUAUGGACCUACGUUUACAAUCUUAUGCGGAUGCUAGCAACCAGAGCCAAGGAAAUCGAAAUCAGAACCUCCUCUGUAGAAUCCAGCUACGAGAGUUGUGCUGUGCCAUUGAUUCCUUCCAAGGAUGGAGAUGGAAACAAGGUCGGACGUGGGGCAGAUUCAGGCAAAGAUUGUGUUCAGUGGCAGAGAAAAUCAAUUGAAGGACUAUAUUUGCUCCGUCAACUAUCGCAGCGAUUAUUGCACUUGUGGUUGGCCUCAUUCCUCCCAUAAGGAAACUUCUAAUCGACAGCACAGCUCCUCUCCAUGUGAUUGAGGACUCUGUCUCUCUCGUCGGGUAAAAAACCAAAAUCUUAGUCU